AUGAAGAAAUACGGCAGCCAACUUAGUGCAGGCGGACGCAGGCUUGGUCGUCAUUUACCGCGCAUAGCCAGCGGUGACCAAGAGGACGAGCCUGGCCCCGAUAGGCCCGCCGACGAACCUUCACCCCCGGUUCCACCUCUGCCGCCUAGCGAGCGCCGCGAACAGCGCCUCCGCGGCAUCCGCGACCCCGACAGACCUUCCAACGCCGAGGAUGUUGCCGGUGUGUCCGGUCGCCUGAAACUGUCCAAGGACAACCCCAUCAACAACUUCGCCUCGCCCUUACCCUCUAAAGCGCUUGCUGGCGGUGCGCGGUGGGGCUUGUGGGCAGAUGUGCAGCGACAUCUACUGCAGGCGUACGAAUACCUGUGUCACGUCGGAGAGGCGCAGCAGUGGAUGGAGGGGUGCUUGGGGCAGGAGCUGGGAUGGGGUGUGGUGGAGAUGGAUGAGCGGUUGAGGGACGGCGUGGUGUUAGCAAAGCUUGUACGAGUCUUCCAGGGAGAGCAUGCUGUGAGGAAGAUAUACGAGGCGCCCAAACUCGACUUCCGCCAUUCCGACAACAUCAACGCGUUUUUCAACUUCGUGCGCGAAGUGGGACUACCAGAGGGCUUCAUCUUCGAGUUGACGGACCUGUACAACAAGAAGAAUAUUCCCAAGGUCAUCUACUGCAUUCAUGCCCUCAGUCAUUUGCUUGCGCGGCGUGGCCUUGCAGAGCGUAUCGGCAACCUCCUGGGCCAGCUGCAAUUCUCCGACGAACAGCUUCAGCAGACGCACAAGGGUCUGAAGGACUCUGGUGUUCCCAUGCCGAACUUCGGAAACCUUGGACGUGAUUUGGCGAAGGAGUUCAAUGAGGAGCCAGAGGAGGAGCCUGAGACUGAGGAAGAACGUCGUGAUCGCAUGCUGCUUGAGUGCGAAGCCGACAUCGUGAAGUUGCAGGCGCAAGCUCGUGCCGCUCUUGCCAGGCGAGCAGUUCACGACACGGAGCGUCGUACGGCUCUGGCCCAGCGCUACGUCGCCAAGACCCAGGCCAUCUGCCGAGGGUACCUGGCCCGCCGAGAAGCAUCGCAGCAGCGCCAGUCCCGCGCCUCACUGCAGCCGUGGGCAAGAGCUUUGCAAGCCGUCGUCCGCGGUCGUCUCACGCGUGAACGCGUAGGCCAGCGCGUGCAACGCAUCUUCAGCGGCGAGGCUUACGCUGUCAAGAUUCAGGCCCAGAUACGGGGGGUACUCCAGCGCAGGCGCAUGGCGAAGCUGAGGGCCGCGCUGAAGAACCACUUCAAGGUGGUCACGAAGAUUCAGGCCGUCGCCCGUGCCAACCGAGUCCGCCAACACCACGACAGCCUCGCUAUCACCUUCGAGGACCCCAUCGUCGAAGCGUCCAUCGCUUCGGUGCAAGCGCUCGGACGAGGUGUACUUGCGCGCCGGAAGGCCGUUCGCAGGCAGUCGAUGCUCCGGCGCUUUGAGCCCAACUUUGUCGGGUUGCAGGCUCAGUGCCGCGGAGUGCUGAUGCGGCGGCGGGUCCGGAAGCAGAUGGCCAAGCUCGAGGACGUCUCGCAGACAGUGGUACGCAUCCAGGCUGCCGUGCGCACGUACCUUGCGCGUAAGCGGUUGCUUAUCCUCAUUCGUGGUCUGCGCCGAGCGACGCCGGUCAUAGUGGGCUUGCAGGCGAAGGCGCGAGCUAUGCUUGCACGUCAGCAGCAUCAAGACAUGACGCGGUAUCUCGGAGAGGCAAAGACGAUCAAGUCGGUCGGCGGCUUGCAAGCCUUCGCUCGCGCUGCGUUGGCCCGCAAGCGGCACACAGAGCUGCAUCGCACUCUUGAGUUUGUGGCACCUGACGUCGUGGGUCUUCAAGCGCAGAUCCGGGGCGCAAUGGUGCGAUUGGAGUACUAUGCCUGGCGUGACCAUCUCUGGCACAAUGAAACCGUCGCGACGAUCCUUCAGGCUAUGCUGCGCGGCGCCAUGCAGCGGCGCGCCUUCAGUCGAAAGAUGGCGUACUACCGCGAGAACUUGGCGAAGGUCAUCAAGAUACAGUCCCUCGUCCGCGCGAAGGAGACGCGCGAGCAGUAUCGGCAGCUCACGAUGGGCACGAAUGUCACCGUUGGCACUAUCAAGAACUUCGUGCACUUGCUCGACGACUCGGAGGCGGAUUUCCAGGAGGAGCUCAAGGUCGAGCGCCUGCGGAAGCAGGUCGUUGAGGCCAUCCGGGAGAACCAGGCGUUGGAGUACGAUGUCGGGGAGCUGGAUACGCGGAUCGGGCUUCUGGUGGAGAACGCGAAGACCUUUGAGGAUGCGAUGAAGACGCGAAGGGGUCGAGGUGAUUCAGCUGCAUCGCACGCUGCGCGGACAUCUCUGCUGGCGGCGCACGGUGACCCGUUCGCGGGCCCCAGCACGUUGACGCACGACGCGCGCAAGAAGCUAGAGCUGUAUCAGCAGCUUUUCUACCUCCUCCAGACUCAUGGCGAGUACCUCAGCCGGUUAUUCAUCCGGGUGUCGAUGUCCGACUCUGAAGACCACAAGCGCUUUAUCGAGCGCGCGGUGCUCAACAUGUUCGGCUAUGGCCACGAUCGCAGGGAAGACUAUCUUUUGCUGAAGCUGUUCUCGGUCGCCAUCCGCGAACACAUCAUGGAGGCCAGCUCUCUUGAGGAUAUCAUCCACGACCAUCCCAUGUAUCUCAGCGUGGCUGUGCAGUAUGUGCGGCCUAAGCACGCGGUCUAUAUUCGGGACACCUUCCAGGGCGUUGUCCGUGAUGUGGUCGAGUCCGACGACCUCGAUCUGGAGGUUGAUCCUAGCAAGAUCCAUCGGCAACGCAUCACCAUGGAGGAAGAGAAGACCGGAAUAGCAAGUUCUCAGCAGAAGGACCUGCCCUUCCAUGCUGCCCUUGCGGACCCGAAGACCAGAGCGGAGUACAUUCGUCAUUUGCAACAGCUGAACUGGAAGACCGGUGCCUUCGUCAAGGCAAUGUUGGACUCCACGAACAAGAUGCCGUACAGCAUGCGCUAUAUCAUCAGGGAAACCCUUGCCGCCGUUCGCGAGCGCUUCCCGGAUGCGACUGACCAAGAAUGUGUGUCCUGCAUCGCCAGAGUGAUCUUCUACCGCUUCAUCAACCCAGCAAUCAUGGCUCCCGAGACUUUCAAUCUCGUUGAAGACACUCUCGACCUGACAUCACGUCGGAACCUAGGACAAAUCUCUGCGGUCAUUCAGCAGAUCGCGUCCGGCGUGGAGUUCAACGAAGAGUCAGCCAGUUAUGUGGCCAUCAACGGCUAUGUUAGCACGGCCAUCCAACCACUCUCAGCUUGGUUCUUCGAGUUGGCCAAUGUCCCCGAUCCUGAGGUGCAAUAUCAUGCGCAUGAGUUCCUUGAUGCUACGGUUCAACCCAAGCCUAUCUAUAUCUCGCCAAACGAGAUCUACAAGAUACACAAGCUCCUCUCUGACCAUCGCACGCAUCUGAUCAACGCGCCAGCGGAGAAGGACCGCCUCGCAAUUAUUUUGGAGGAGCUCAACGGUGUUCCGUACUCCAGCAAUGCAGCGCUUGACGAGGCGCGCGACAUCGUCAUCACCUUGGAGUUGUCCAAUCGAUGGGCGACUGUUGACGAUACGAAGGCUAUGGAGAAAGCCGAGUGGGUGAAGGCCAAGCGCGCUGUACUCGCCGUGCUCCGUGUGCAGCCCGCUCAAGACCUCAUUACUUCCCUCAUGAAGCCUGUCACCGAGGCGGAUGAGGAGAUGUGGGAGGAUAUCCUCGAGGCUGAGGAGUUGAACGAGCGCCAGACGGCUGCUCAUCCUCGCCAAGCCUCGCAAGCUGCGCAGGAGUACAAGCUUCAAGACAUUCGCCGGCUCGACUUCAAGUCGGUCAAGGCUAUGGCGAUCCAGAGUCUUAUCGAGCUAGAGAAGCAAGAUAAGAUCACUCGCUCGAAUGGCUUUCAGGAGAUCUUGAACGACAUCGCCUACGACGUCCGUAGCAAGCACAGGCGAAGGUUGCAGCGCCAGCAGGAGAUGGAGAACAUGCAGGAGGCCCUCACCCAGCUCGCCGAGCGCAAGGUGCACUUCCAGAAGCAGAUCGACGCCUACAACGACUACAUGAAGGAUGCGCUGAGCACCAUGCAGCGGGGAAAGAAGCAACGUGUUGUCCUGCCGUUCACGAAGCAGUACAAGCACAAGCAGAAUCUCCAGCGCAUGGGCCGGACGCCCAAGUUUGGCUCGUAUCUCUAUACCGCCAAGGAGCUCUACGACCGCCAGAUCAUCCUGUCCAUCGACCAGUACUCCCCUCGGCAGUACGACAAGAUCAAUAUCAUCAUGUCGUCGAAUGACUUCGGUGUCUUUACGCUCGACCUCGAGUCCUCCCUCUUCGGCGUUACCUCGCGCAUCGCCUCGCAGAACCUAUCGAUGUCGGAACUACUCGACGCGAAGUACGAGAACCGGUCGGCAAUCCCCCUCUUCGGUGGGAAGGUCAAGGCGAAUACGGAGAGGCUUCUCUUCCAGAUCAACAAGAAGUUCUACGUCUAA
Messenger RNA from Schizophyllum commune H4-8, 4494 nucleotides. RefSeq lists its product as uncharacterized. Gene Ontology annotation, molecular function: actin filament binding; calmodulin binding; GTPase activator activity. Gene Ontology annotation, biological process: regulation of GTPase activity; regulation of actin cytoskeleton organization; mitotic actomyosin contractile ring assembly actin filament organization. Gene Ontology annotation, cellular component: cytoplasm; mitotic actomyosin contractile ring. The transcript is spliced from 16 exons. The coding region runs from base 1 to 4494 and encodes 1497 amino acids. The record is from RefSeq and is a predicted model, not a curated record. NCBI's taxonomy places the organism in Eukaryota, Fungi, Basidiomycota, Agaricomycetes, Agaricales, Schizophyllaceae.